Penaeus indicus is the source of this 10212-nucleotide messenger RNA. Its product is annotated as cadherin-23-like. Gene Ontology annotation, cellular component: plasma membrane. Gene Ontology annotation, molecular function: calcium ion binding. The transcript has 37 exons. Gene Ontology annotation, biological process: homophilic cell-cell adhesion. The record is from RefSeq and is a predicted model, not a curated record. Lineage: Eukaryota; Metazoa; Arthropoda; Malacostraca; Decapoda; Penaeidae. Bases 86 to 5239 code for a protein of 1717 amino acids.
CUUACGCCUAGAAAUUUAUUUGCUGGUUAUCUGUCGUUGUCUGUUAUAAUUUGCAUUAUUCACACCAUUCAGCAGCAGGUCUCCUAUGCAUUUAUUACAGUCAGCGUUGGUGGCUUCGGCGCUGCUUGUGUCGGCGGCGGAGAGCGAUCCUUGCGACAAGUAUUUCACCAACCCCAACACAGACUGCAUCAGGACUUACAAAUGCGAUGUCAGUGCAAGCUCCAUCACUAUCUAUGAGGACUGUCCCCCAGGAAGCGAACUUUUAACUGCUAUGGAUAUAAACCCAGCACAGGACUGCAACCACUUGACUGUGAAUGGAAAAACAGUUCAACUAAAAGCAGAGUUGGACGCCGAGAAGGACAAUGUAUACAAAAUCAACUGCAAUCUAUUUGAUGAAUCAUACUUAACGGAAUUCCCUGUAGAGAACGUGAAUGAAUUCCAGCCUCAAGUUCAGGACCAAAGCCCAAUUUUUGAUAUUAGGGUCCCUGAGGAAGACGGUCCAAAAGUCAUCACCACCUUCAGUUAUCGGGACGAAGACUACAAGGAAACUGAGAACCUGAUUUGUGAGCUGAAAAGCGGUGAUAUCGACAAUUUAUUUGAAGUUGAAUCGAAAUACGAGAACGAUAUGAUGAAAUUUUCUCUCAAAACCAAAGAUUCGCUUGAUUUCGAAAAGAUGAUGUAUUAUAGACUCGAGUAUGAGAUUAAGAGCACAGACAUCCGUGGAGAAUCCAAGACGGCGGAGCAGACGAUCCUCGUGUUCGUGGAUGACAUCGGGGACAACCCGCCCUACUGGAUCAAGACGAAGCCGUCGGUCCUGCUCGGGGAAUGCGGCGCUGGCGAGCUCGUCGUCCAAGUGGAAGCUAGUGACAGAGAUGUCGAGGUUAAUAAUAAAAUACAAUACAGCAUUACGGACGGAAACGAUGAAGGGUUCUUUAGCAUUGAUGAGAACAGCGGAGAGGUCAAGACUGCGAAGGAGGUCGACCGCGAGUUGCUGGCCACGACGACCUUCGCCCUCACCAUCACGGCGACGGAGGUCAAUGCCGACAACACCCCGGUGGACGAACCCAAUUCGUCGACGCAGGCAACGAACAUAUAUAUCGUGGAUGUGAAUGACAACAUACCCAGCUUCAACAAACGCGAGUACUACGCUGAGAUCGACGAACUGAGUGAAGAGCUUUUUCUCAACAUCGACAUAUUUGUAACGGAUUUGGACGAGGGACUGAAUGGAACCUUCACCCUGAGUUCAGAUAAGCCAGACGACUUAGUGAUAUCUCCAAGCCAAGGAAUGGGGAAUCAGACGCUCUCUCUCAAGGCGAUGUGGCGUGGCGAUGAUACAUUAUUCGAUUAUGAGACGACACAAGAUGACCUCACGUUUACGUUAACAGCAACUGAAUCAAGUAACCCAUCAAACUUAGACACAGCCACCCUCGUCGUUAAGAUCAAUGACGUGAAUGACAACAGUCCAGUUUUCUUGGAGAAUGAAUACAACGUCGACGUAAACGAAACGGAGAAAAUGGGCUUCAUUGUGGCCACCGUGAAGGCAACGGACAAGGACAUAUCACCGGAAUUCGGCACAGACAGUAUCAGAUAUUCAUCGACGUGUGAGAAUAAACUGCUUGUCGACGCGAUAACAGGUGAAGUCGCUCUUGCGGACGACAAUGUUCUCAAUUAUGAAUCAACUACAACGCUACAGUGUAAUAUAGAAGCCCGUGACCUCAAUGGAGAUUCAGCAGGGAGAAGCGGCACCACCAAGGUCAAAAUUACGGUCCUUGAUGUUGUAGACGAGCAGCCCUCCAUACAGCAACCUGAUGAAGUGACCAUAUUAGAAAAUACUCCUGAGGGUACGCAAGUAGGCCAAGCUGUAACGGCAACGGACGCAGAUAAAGGCGCCAGCAUCGACUUUUCCAUUGACUCGGCAAAGACUAAAGCAUAUUUACAGAAUAACGAAGUCAACCCUGCCACCGUGAAUGGGUGGUUCGUAAUAUCUAAUAAAAAUAUUAAAGCAAACGACUACAGCGCCGUGGUGAGUGUUGGGAGUAGCGUGCCUGACCGUGAAAAAGCAGACAGAGUGGAAUUGACCAUUGUGGCCACAGAUGUCAGCACUCAAUCGGGCACUGGCUAUACAUCCACUGUUUUCACUAUCAACAUCAAUAAUACGAAUGAUGAGGCACCAUACUUCACCAGUGACUACAGCAAACAGCAAGUGACGGAAGAGGUCCCUGAGGGAACGCUCAUCGCCAAGCUCCUUGUCAAUGACAACGAUCUUGACGAUACCAUUGACAUGAACAUCAGUGACGACAGCUUGGUGAGGGUCGUCAUGGAAAACGACGACUUCAAAACAUGGAACCUGGAGGUCUCCCCGGGAGCGAGAAUUGACAGGGAGAAACAGGCCGAAAUAAUUGUAACCGUGACAAUCACAGACAGCAAUGGAGCUUCAAGUGAAAUGGAGAUUACAAUCAGUAUCACAGACAUUAAUGACAACACCCCAGUGAUAGAGAAAUGCACCCUUGAGGUAGAAGUUGCCGAGGAUAAGCUCACCGGCUAUUACGUUACAGACGUUAAGGCCUCGGAUGUCGAUAAAGGAGCUCACGGUGAGGUUAGAUAUUACCUCUUCAGUUACUCGCAUGGCAUACCCUUCGCUGUCAACGACCAAACAGGUGAGGUGACAGUGCUGCUGGAGGAUAACCAGCGCGUCCUCGACAGGGAGCUGAAGGCAAGUUGGGAUCUCGUCGUCUACGCCCAAGACGGAUGCGAGAACGGAGAGGUCGACUGCCAGGCAAAGUCUAGUGACUCUUGCAACAUCGUAGUGACGGUCACCGAUGUCAACGACGAGGCACCCGACAGAUUCGACUUGAACCCACCUGCAGAAACCUUCACUGUGCACGAGGACAUGCUUGAGGGCGAGUGGGUCGGGGGCGAGGAACCGUUCAAAAUCAGGGCUCAAGAUGAUGACCAGCCCGGGACUGUGAACACGAUAAUCACUUACUAUGUCGAGUGGGUUCGUAAGGUCGGAGGGACAGAGAAUCUCGAUUUCUUUACAGCUGUCAACAAGAAUGAAACUUGGUCGGAUGGCAGCAUUUCAUACUACUGCCAGCUGAUGGCUACACAGGACUUAAUGUGGCAAAGGGGGUCAUAUGAGAUACUCUUGGUGGCCGAAGACAGCGGAGAACCGAAACUUUCCGGCAACAAAACAUUCGAUAUCGAGAUCCUAGAUUCGAACGACAACGCUCCAGAGUUCGUGUUCUACGGGUGCCUCGCCGAUGGAUUGCAAAUCAAAAUGGAAGAGAAUAAAUACGAAGCUGGAAGCAAAGUCCUAUGCUCAACAGAAGAAGACGUGAGGCCACUGCAGAUCUACGUGGUAGACGAAGAUAUAGGCGAGAACAGGGACUUUGACUGCGAGAUUGACUACAAAAAUUCAACUGCCGUAGCUGUAAACGGUACUGAUCAGCUUCAGGAAUUUGAGCUCAGACGGGAAUCCGAUCAGUGUGUCUUAUAUGUGAAUUCGGUCAUUGACAGAGAAUCAGGCCGACGAUACAAUCUUUCUCUACACGUGAGGGACAAGGGGACGCCGCCGCUCGAAUCCUGGGAGUAUUUGGAAGUCAUUGUCACCGAUGCCUUUGAAGCCCCGCCUUACUUCUGCCUCGAUGGGCGGUGCACUCAGACCAUCUACAUGAAAGAGAAUGACCCCGCCGUGGAAGCCAACUUCUUGGAGGGAACAGACACAGACAACAUUGAUUUCGAUCCAAAUGACCCUGGGACCUAUCAGGAAGUUUAUUAUGACAUUGUAGGAGGGAGCACCAAUUUCUUCCAGCUGGGAGACAGGACGAAGAACACCAUCCAACUCAAGAACCUCCCCCAGGGGCUCGACCGCGAGGGCAUGCCCGAAUACCAACUCUACAUCGACGUCACCAACGACCCCGCCACGCAGCCGCCCAUCUCCGAGGUUAUCGCCAGAAACUAUACUCUUUAUUUGACAAUCAAAGUCCAGGAUGAGAACGACAACUCGCCAGAAUUCCAGAAAGCGAUUACAAUUGCAAGCUUUACGCAGAAUGAUGAAAAGGGCAAAAGAAUUGCUGUAAUUCAGGCCACCGAUCUCGACCUGAACGAAACCAUUACCUACGACCUCGGAAAAUUCACCUGGAAUGACACGGAUGGAACGGCGCCCACUGAGGAGCCAUUCAAAUUAGAGAACGGUGCAGACCUGAUUCUUAAUUUUAAGCCAACAGGAUUGAACAGUGGAUACUGCACAUUCCCUAUAAAUGCAUACGACAAAGAUGGCAAAACAAACUUCACAACAGCAAAGGUCUAUGUCAUCACAAAUGCCUUCCAGCUUCCAGUCGUUUUCAAUAACGAUAUUAGCAUGGUGUCAGAGAAAACAGAGGAUAUCGAAGAAAUAUUCACGUCGGUGUACCAAUACUCGUGUGUUGUGGACAGCACGACGACGCAGACCUCCGACACGGGCGAGGCGGUGGAGGGGAAGACCGUGGUGUUCAUGCACUUCAUCGACGAAACGCACAACGAGCCCGUCCCGAAGGAUGCCAUUAUUCAGCAGACGACGGACGUGGAAGUCAUCAAAGAACUCCGAAGGAAGUUGAGUGAGAUUAACCUCAACUUGAACUCAGUCGGAGAUGAACAGAUCGUUACCGAGAGCAAUGACACACUCUUGCUGCAGGUGCUUUUGGGAGUAGUGUCAUUAGUGCUGGGUUCGCUAGUGGUCCUCCUCCUCAUUGCAUACUGCAUCAGGACGCGAAGCCUCGAGCGCCAAGUUAAGGUGCUGUCGACUAACACCUUCGGAUCCAAGGGGUCGGACUUGAACAGGGCUGGAAUGGAAAUGGAAGUCGUCCCCGGCAGCAACAUGUUCAAGGGAGAAGGAGCGAAUCCCAUGUACAAUAUGAGUGAGGAUGAGCUGAGGAAUGAUGACACGAGCAGUAUUGGAAGUGGAGAUUCCGUACUGGUGGGCGUGGAGGACAAUCCUGAAUUCAAGAACUACAUCAACCGCCGCGUCAACACCCCGGCUCCGUUCGAGAGCGCGUCGGGCGCGCGGUCCAUCGACCAGGUGUCGGCGCCCGCUGCCUUCGCCGGAACGAGCAGAUCCAACCCGCUGCUUGACAUGGACGGAGUGGAGGACCGUGACCUCUCGGAAGCGCUGAAGGACUUCGAGGUGACUAUCCGCCGAUCGUCCUGUGAGUCGGAUGGGUCUCUUGGCCACGAUAACCCCAACUUUACCUUCGGGAAGUGAGGCCCGUGCUCCCAUUCCUCCUUGUGGAUAUUAUGAGGACUAUACUGUGCUUCCUCGUUGAUUCAUGUAUAUGUUUUGAUUAAACACUGAAUGUGAUAGAAAUGACACCCACGUAAAUCCACGUACACACAUACACACACACACAUACGCCCGAGCGCGCGAGUAGACAUACGUACAUACUCAAAUGCACAAAUUAAGAUGUAAUACCACUGUCUAGAAUACUAUCUUUGAUCAGACGACAUUCUUAGUGAAAUAUAAUAAAUAAACUGUUUUCUGUAUGACAUAACCCGAAGACUGCAGAUCGUCAUGAUCCUGGAACACUGAGUAUAUGUUCAGAAGUCUAAAUAAACGACAUAUCUGUUUACCAAAUAUGUUGUAAAUCAUUAGGAGGGCAAUAGUAGAAUUACAGUGCAAUCAACGAAAAUACAUCCAGACACACUGAUAAAAACGGAUUCGAAACGUAAAUUAAAUAUCUUGUGGAAUGAUCAAUUUUAAUUCGCACUUUUUGCUACUUUGAAGGAUAAGCUGAAGAUGUAUAUAUGAUAUCUAUUCGUUUCCUUUCGUUCACGUAAUCUUAGUAGACUGUGGAAUGGCCGUAAUAUUUUGUUCAGGGAAACUACAAUCUACAUUCUUAUUCAGUAGAUCUUGAAAGUAUUUACAUGUAGAAUAUCUGUUAAUUUUGAAUAGUAUGAUAGGUAUAUAAUGACAAAAAACACUACUCUGUUGGAUACCACCCUCAUAAUCAGAAAUAUGCGUGAAUUUUAAGUAUAUUCUUUCAUUAAACUUCAUUGAUUACCUAAAGCGCAGCAGCGUCUCCAUACUGAAGAAGGCAGUAAAAAGUCAGACAUUAUUCUUUACUUUUAUAAGAAAUUAGCCCUUUUUUCCUGUCUUUCAUUUACUCGUAGUUUUGAAGUAAUUAGAGUACAGGGCAACAGAGAAGGAUUGAAAAUACUGCAACGAAACUUUUGUUUUUGGAGUUACCACAACAAAAUGAAUGGUGCGUGAAGUUUGUUCCUGGUGUUUUUUAUUUUUUUCUCCUACAUAUUAUUUGGGAAGCAAUAGGGUUGCAUGAUUUUAGCAGUAAUGGUGAAUAUGUUUAUAAAGGAGAUAGGCAUCUCUAAAAUUGAGCCCAAAAAUUUACUGUUAUCACGUAUUAUUAGAAUUAUAGGUUUACUUGAGUCAAUUUUGAUUAGUAAUAUUAUCUUUAUCAUCAUUCAAUCAGACAGACCAGAAAAAAAAAUGUCAUUAAUGCUAUGCAUAGUUAUAUUCUUCGGAUAUGUUAUCACUGAAUAGUUACGUUUUUUCUCGGUAUUAUAAUAUUAUUCUUAACACGAAUGGUGACACCAUAUACCAGUGAAUAUGAUUUCCAUUUCCAAAAUUUUCUUUUAAUUUGAUACAAGUUCUUUAUGUGAAAUACGGAUGCACGUGUUCUGUGUAUCUUUGUACCUUCUUUCAGAGAAAUUUCAUAUUUCUUGUUUUGGAAGAUUUUGUCAUUGUAUUGGGAGUCUGCAAAACAAACUAUUACAUGUACAGAUGCACACAUAUGCGCGGUUGUAUUGUAUAUAUGAAAUCAGGUAGGCUAUAAAGUAUUUAAUUUUAUUGGUUCUUACAAUGAAUUAAUUGAAUAACCAUCAUAUAUUUGCAUCAAUCUGAUCCUUCCAUGACUUUACAAAUUAUUGUAACAGAUUUUUCAAAAAUAUCUUGGACGAUAAAUGCACCCUUAUUCUCCUGGCUAACACUACUCCGCAAAUGCUUCCUUUUACUACUGCAAUUAUUACGAUGAUAAUAAUAAAAUUAAUGUUAAUGAAUUUAAUACUGAUGUCAUUUUCAAGUGUAGGUAAGGCAAUACCUUGUACCUGUAUGUUGCUAUUUAUUGCCAGGUACAUCGAUUUUUUUUUUUUUUUUUUUUUUUUUUUCUUUAAUCAAAAUUUCAUUUUCCUUCAUCGUCUUAUGCAAUACUCUACAAUAGUUUGAAAGGCUGCCUACCCCAGUCCCAGAGUUUUGGACUGGGAUAUCUCUGUUGUGUGGCCUUCACUGUCACUGGGCUAAAUGUUCCUUUUAAAGCAUUAAUAAUUUUGCUGUGUUUCGUGCAGGCUAGUCAUUGAAUGGUUGUAUAUAGCACCCUAUGCUAUAAUCUUCUGACAUGAAGAUUAAUUGCUAUAGGAUAAAGUUGAGAAAUUAUUAAGUAAUAUUUGGUAGGUAAUAUCCUAACACUGCCUAUACACUUUCCAAAACUCCUAUAAAACAUCACUUGCCUGCAAAUUGAGAAUCAUUUACAUACAUAUCCGGUGUGUUGCCAUAAGCUUUCAUUAUGACAGUUUUACAUUAUAUACAUAAAGCCUUGAAUGCUAUGCACUAAACAUAUUUGUUAUCCUGUAAAAGCUUGGGCCAUCCCCUGUAAGGCCGAUGUCUACAACUGUAUAAGACCAGUGUCAGUGGCCCAAAUGGUAUUAGUGUAUAUAUGUCAUAAAUCCACUGUCUGUUUUGAGUGUGUUAGCAUUGUAUUGAGUGCAUAUAUGUAAAGCAGCAUAUGCAAUGACACAGAAAUCUGCGUAUAGAAUAUCAGAAUAUCACUAAAAAGGUUACUUUUAAUAAAAGAAGUAUACUUAGUUUAUGCAAUCUUUAUUUUGUGUUUAAAAAUGUAAACAUAAGCAAUGCAGAUAUAGAAAACAGAAUUACUGUGCACAAACAAUCAAAAGUAUUUGCAUGAAUUUUUCCCUAAUAUAUGCCAGAAACAGUAUAGUAUCAAAUUACUAAACAUUCAUAUAGCAUAAUUCAGGCAAUAUUUAUACAUGUUGUACAUAAAAUACAAGAGUACAGUUUAUUUUGACAUCUUUACAUCUCUGCCUGUAAGUCAUUAGGAAAGACAUUUAAAUACAGAACUCAAAGUAGAAUAGCUUUAGAAUAGUAAUCUACCAAAUUAUAAUAAUACUAAGUAAAUAAAUAAUAAUAAAACACACUGUCUUUCUUAUGCAAUUAUAUUCAAACUCUGAUAAAUGAGUAAUGCCAACUAUCUUGGUAAGAAAAUUUUACUAAACCAAUUAAGCAACAAGUGUCUGGCAAGUUUAUACUAUCCUCUAAAUCAACAUUUCCAGUACCAGGUUAGAUUAGAAAUGUCUUUUGAAAAUGUAAUCAAAAUACCAUGCAGAACAUAAUCUUAUUAGCAACAUCAAACUAUCUCACGCUCCUCUUAUCCGGAAACGCACAUACAUAAACACACAUACACAAGCAAAUGGACCAAUGUACUUACUAUACAAUAAUUUUUCUAUGCCACAAUGGGAGCCAUUAUAAAUCACAGACUCAAAUCUAAUAAUGUGGUUUACUAUAUAUUUAUACAUAUAUCUAUAUAUUUACAUUAUGAUUAGACUCUCCUUUGAAUUAUCACCUGCUGAUGAUUACAUUAUUCAUAGAACAGUUUCCAGAAGGUGAAAUGUCACUGUCUUUAUGAGUUUUGAAACAAUUAGUUUUAAUAUCUUUGCUCAGUGUUCUAAAAGGUUAAUAAUCAACACAGUUGGUAUUAGUAAGCAAAUUUUUGUUUUGUUUCUUUACUGUAAAUAAUAAUAAACUUCAAAGGGGUAAAAGAAAAACCUUCCGGCUUUUAAACAUUUGAGCUGACUAGCCUCUAGAAGUAUUACGGUACUUUGCCUGAAAUGGAAUGUAAGUUGAUCUGUACCCUGGUAUAACAUACACAAUACACUUGAAAAUGACAAACACAGUAAUACCUAUAAUAAAAAGGUUAAUGCAUAAUGGAACUUACAUUACAAUUUCUAAUAUAAACUUUAAGGAGGUAAAUGAAAGAUAUAUAUAUGCUAUAUUUCUAUUCAGCUAACUGGUCAGUUCAUAUAAGUACAGUAAACUCUUAAUUUAAACUGUUAUUCUAAAAUCUAAUAACAUCUAGUCAUUAUUGUUUAGAAACAACAGAAAAAUGACCAUUCACUUAAAUAAAUAUACAAGUAAUUUUUACACUCUCAGAAAAAAAUAUAUAUCAUAGCUUUUUGACUGUCUCUUCCCAGAAUAGUAAAUUAAUUUCACUUGCUUUAGUGACAUUGCAUAUUCAGCAAAAUACCUGGAUUUUAAAAGUGAGAAAUAAAGGAGUGAGAGUAUUUCUUCUGACCAAACAAAAACAGUACACUGAGCAAACUAAUGUCCAUCUUGGUUGCUAAAAAGGAAAAACAUUUAGAUUUUACUGUAAUUACCUAACACUGACCACUGAUAGCAUUCUUCUUCUGCACUAGCCCCCCAUUAACCUAUUUUAAGACCAGAGUAAUGGAGUUACCAAAGACACUGCCAACUAGCUCUUGCCUCUCAUAAGUUGUGGCAAUACUCACAACUGCUGGAAAAGAUGAAUCAUUGGAAGAGUAUUGGCAAUUCACAAUUUCUUGAUGUUUAGCUUGGGUGGGCCAAGUAUUUAAUAUGGUCAGCUGCAUCCACCGUAACACGCUCUUUAAGUUUGGAUUUUCUUGGAGAUUCAGACUGUACCUCAAAUGGUAGUUUUGGACUGCAAUACCUUGAUAUUUUAUAAACUUCAGAUAUAAUGGGGGCCCUGGUUUGUUGCUUUUCUGCAUGAUAAAUCUGGACAUGAGGAACAGUUUGUAAAUCGUAAGGAAUCCGCAAGCUGGCAUUUUGUACAUUUUGGCUAUUUUUUUUUAACAUAAAACAUCUCAUAAAAAGGUAAAAAGAAAAGGUGAUUAAUCAAAUCUUUUAAGUUUACAUUAUCCAUUCUACUUGCUUAAUCUUUGGUAUCAAGUCAGCGAUUAUCUUCAAAAAGUUUAAUACAAUAACUACCAAUUUGGCCCAUCAUAAUACUGACAACCACUUUGCAUAGUAUUGUCAUCAGAGAGCAAGAUGCUGUAAUGAAGCUCUAUUUCAUAAAACGGUAACAUAAAUAUAACCUUAAAAUAUCGUAGAAGGCAGCACUGUCGGUCUGAAUAUUCAUCAAAAGCACUACACAAAAUAAAUACUGAUACAUGAUA